CUGGGAUGGGGGGUUUGGGGUUGUUUCUUGAUAAAAAAAGAUAUUCACGCAUAUUUUCUAAUCAUUAGUAGCUUCCCACAGAAGAAGAAGAAAUGAAACUUGGGGUUCUUGGUUUUGUAUUAGUGGCUAUAAGACGAAUUGUUUACCUUUAUUGUCUCGGGACCUGAGCAGAAAACUCUGAUUGAUUUGUAGAAUGUAUUGGCUGUUCACCAUGCAAUUGUUAUAAUCAAUUAUUUAUCAAAUUCUCCAUACAAACCCACAAACUGAUUUAGAAUUGAAGCUUUCAUCCAUCUUUCAUGCCAUUUUCUCCCCCAUGAAAUUUGAUGAUGUAAUUUUGUAAACAAAGACAUGAAGAGACUGGAGUGACAUUCGGAUGGUGACAGCCAUUGAUUUCCUGGGGAGGAUAGGAUUCAGGAAGAACCGCCCUAAGGUCACAGAUGGUCCAGGUGAUUUCACACUCACACCUGUUGCAACUUUAUUGACUUUUUUUUUAGUUCAGGCAAAUAUCCCAUUCAGGGAUCCAGAAGCUAAGUGUGGUCCAGCAUGUAAGAAAGAUAAAUGUGAGAUUUAAAGAAAAAAAAUGAUUUUCUAAUGAUGCUCAGCUUAUAUCCAGAAGAUUUGCAUCCCAAUAUGAAGACGACUGACCGAGCCGAUGACAAUGACCUGGACUACCUAAAUGACAUCAUUCCCUACAGAUGUCCGAAAUGUGGAGACGACAGAAAAUUCUCCUCCCUUUCAGAUUUGCGUCUCCACCUUGAGAAAAACCACUCUUACCAGAUAGGAUAUGUAAGACCCCACUCAAGGACACAGGUUUUUGAUGCCAAAUCGGUGAAAACAAAAGAAAAUAUGUCGUCUGUCAGGGACGGAGUUAUGUUUAAGGAAUCAACUGAGGAAAAUAUCACUUCCUCGGACGGUCGAUCUUCACCUCUGCUUUUGAGUUUUAAGGAGGAUGCCAGAAUACUAGAAAGACGUCUGCAAGCGGCGAAGGAAGCUGAAAUGAGAAACAAAGUGAGAUUAAAACAUGGCAAAGUGGAGAAAUUAGACGAAAUGGGGGCAGUUAAUGAUUUACAUCAGAAAUUGAUGUCGUCUCGGAGUAGACAAUGGCAAGCUGAGGAGUCUCUUUACAACAUAGACAGCGUACUGGAGAAUCUAGAGAAGUCUGUCCAGAGAAGAUUUCAAGAUCAGCACGGAGUUAUAAGUGGUCUUGUGUCAAACCUGGACAACAGAGAAGAGCAGUUAAGCCAGGCUAACGAAACGCUUCACAGCCUGCAGAGAGAGCGGCAGAAGUUAAUCAAAGAAACUCAAGAGAUACUCCAACAGAGUGAGAUAAAGAACGAGAGACUGCAGCUGGAGUUAGAGAGGAGGGAUAAUGUCCUCCAUUCUGUGAAGGCUCAGCUGCAGGACCUGAGGGCCAAAACAGGGGAGAGCAUCCGGCAAAAAGACAACGAGUUGUUACUGACAAAGGACAGAGUUCAUCAUCUGGAGCUGGAGAAGGGGUCUUUGAUGAGAGAAGUUGAGGAGCUGCUAAUGGUUAAUGACAAAGACAACCUGACUCUAAAACAGACUCUAGGAACCAAAGAGAGGCAGCUCAAAUUAGUCAACAAUGAACUGCUGAAAAUUAGAAAUGAGCAGUCGGACCUGUUGGAUGAGAGUGUGAAAUUAUACGAAACAGCGGAAAUAGGAAAUCAGAAACUGAAGAAAGUUAUACAGUUUAAAGACAACAAACUCGAACAAGCGGAAACUGAGCUCUUCAGGUUAAGGAAGAUGCAAGAGGAUUUGGUGAGCGAGUCGCAGCUACUGACAAAUCAAGCUGACCACCACAGUCAGACGAUGCGGAAGAUUCUGGAAGAGAAGGAAGCUGCUCUGUCAAGCAUGAGGCGGGAAUUAGCAAGAGUGAUGGAGGAAAAGGAUAGGCUACUACAGGAACCAGUCAGAGGUCAGGCCAGAGGUCAAGUCAGAGGUCAGGCCACAGAUAGACCUGAAGAGUCCAACUCCCAGAAUCAAGAACCAACACCUACUCCUGGCACUGCACAACAUGAGGCAGAAAAUCAAAGGGAAGUAACUCCAACACCUCAUCCAAGUAAUGCAGAAUUAAGUAAACUGCAGAUUGGCCUCAAAGAGAAACAAGUUGCCCUGGAGGAGAGAGAAAAGGAACUGGAGUCGUUGAAGCAGUUCAUUAAUACUACAGCGAAGAAAGAGGUGGUGGCCAGGACGAGGCUGGAAGAGUUUAUCAGUGAGCUGAUAGAUCGAGCUGAUCGAGCUGAGCGGGAGCUUGAUCAGAUGAAGAAAACAGCUCACAAUUCCACUGACCAUUCCACCGGCCAUUCCACUGACCUUCCAGACAAGAAUAUUCACAAUGUGCAGAGAAAUCAACAAAAACAAUUACAGUUAUCUGAUUAUCUGAUUAUCUUACAGAUCUUUAUAACAGAUAAGAACUCGUUAUCAGGCAGUGGGGAGGAACCCAGAGAGGGACAUGGACAUCACAGAGUGUCCAGUGGAAAAUCUGAUAGAAGGAGUGAUAUUAAACAUGAAGAACCACUGUUAUAUACUUCAUUAAUUAACGGCUCCAAAGGGAAAUCAGUUUCUGAGAAUAGUCACUCCACACAGAAUGCUUCAGGUUCUACACGCAGCGAGUCUCAUAAAAGUGUGUCUCAUAAGAGUGAGUCUCAUAAGAGUGAGUCUCAGAAGAGUGUGUGUUCUCCAAAACCAGAGUCACCUCGCAGUGGAGAACUUGAAUCAGAAAAACAUGGAAGUCAAAGGAAAGAUAACUCUGAAGGAGAUGAGAGACAGCGAGCUGUAACUUCUAGCAUUAGUGGAGGUAAACUAGAACUACUGGCGAGGAGAAAUUCCUCGCUCUCAGACCACACACAGAAAAACUCCACGCUCUCAGACCACACACAGAAAAACUCCAUGCUCUCAGACCACACACAGAGAAACUCCACGCUCUCAGACCACACACAGAGAAACUCCACGCUCUCAGACCACACACAGAAAAACUCCACGCUUUCAGACCACACACAGAAAAACUCCACGCUCUCAGACCACACACAGAAAAACUUGCAGAGUGUUUUAGCCAAACAAAUGGGAACUAGACAAUCACCUGGAGUGGUAACAGAGGACGAAUUUAGCAACCAAUCUUUGUCCAGUAUGAACUCUAAAGAUAUGAACCGUGAAAGCAGUCUAAAAUCUAUCAAAACUUCAAAUAGAGAUGCAGGAGAUUCUAAACAACGACCUGAGAUAUCAGAAACUCGGGAACAGAAGUUAUUAUUUUCAAAUGAUGAUGAGAGCAUGAAAGAUGAUACAAGUCUAGAUUUAUCCAAAUCAUCCCAUUCUGAGCACGAUUCUGAAUCAGGACACAAUUUAUUCCCAAACCCUGGUAUGCGUAAUGUUGUAGAUAACGAAUUGUCAGAAAACAAAUAUAGCAGGUCUAAAAGUCCAUCAUCAGGAACAAAAAUGAACAAAUCCAAAGAAAAUAAUGAUUCACAGAUUAAAGGCGGAUCGUCAAUUAAUACUGAAACCUUUUAUGACCCAGGGGCCAUCAGUGUUUCACGGAAAACCAGAGUUUCUGGCGAUCCUGGAGACGAAGCAGAAGACGCCUCUCUCAUGACAGACUUGAGCAUAAAUUCCAAUCUCGGUGACUUCAGCAACCAAAGUUCUAACUUUAGCAAUUUUUUCAAUAACAGUGAAUUAGAGGGACAGAUACCAGAGAAAGUGAAAGAUCCUGAUAAAGAUAAAGACUGUCUGGAAGAAUCUGCAGAAAUGCUUCCAUUAGCGGCUUCAGUUAAACAGCUACACUCGGGAGCUAGUGAGGGGGAGAGUAUCGAGAUAUCAGACAGAGGAAAUUCACCAGGAAUCAACACACAUCACAUCGUAUCUCCCACGGCAGACUUCCGACCAUUCUCUUUAGCGUUUAGAGAGACAAGUGAACUGCCCGUGUUUUCGGAGGCACAGGAGACGGAGGAUGAAGAAGACUUGUCUACACUCGACAGCUGCAGUGUGACUCUCAGCAGCUCGGGGGAAACGAAAGUGUUGACGAGUCGCAGGGAGGCGACUAGGAAGAGGAGGCAGGCCUUACACAGCAUCUUCCAUUUUCUGGACAUCGAUUCACUUCUGGUUGUGGCCCAGGUUUGUAGGGAGUGGAAAAAGGUCAGCCGGAACAGGUCACUAUGGAAAUGGGUGGUUCUGGAAAAUAGAAAGUGUUCAUCUAAGUUCCUUAUCAGUUUGUCCAACUGGUGCACUGCCUUGAAACACUUGACCUUGAGAAAUCUUUCACCGAGGGACCAAUGGCAGACAGAAGCAGACGAUGUAUAUCAAAGCACCAUUAGAGGAAGUUUAGAGCCUGGCUUGGAGCGACUUCUACAGGUGACCGAGUCGACACUGCAGUCCAUCUCUAUCAUCAGCUGCGGCACCCUGUUGACAGACAAGAGUGUGUGGUUGGCCAGUUCUUACAGUCGGAUGCUGUGUACCGUGGAAUACUUGUCCAGUUUCUCCCCCCUAGGACCGGAUGUUAUGUAUGCUUUAGGGGCUGGAUGUCGGGACAUCACAACACUUAAGAUCCAACCCAUUUUUCCAUGUGAAAAUGAAGAGAAGUUUUCAAACAAGUGUCUACAAAUUGUGUCCCAGUUUUGUUGUGACCUUGAGACUCUAAGCAUUGGUAGUUCUAAUAUAGACAUAAAUGGACUUGUACUUAUUGCUAAAGGUUGCCAGAGACUCCGCCAACUGGAGCUUCAUCACUGCCAGGAAGUGACAUCAGACAUAUCUGUCGCCGUCUGCCGCCUCGGACUGAAACACCUUCUGUCUCUAUCAUUCAUCCACACGCCCGUCACAGCUGAUGCUCUCAAGCAUUUCUACAACACCUGUAAACACCUGAAAUAUCUCCACGUGGCUUUGUCAGUCAAGGACUUCCAACACGGCAAUACCGAGAAAGAACAGGCCAAACUGAAGAAAUGGCAAAAAUUCGUCAAAGAUAUGAAGGGCCUCGAGAAGAAACCAGGUCUCGGGAACAUCCUGAAGUUAAAUUUACAGGACACGUAGACACAAUUUCAAAAACACAACUAAAAACUUUUCAAACAACUCGGACAUGAAAACCCCCCAGGAUUUUUAUGAUUCAGCCAGUCCAUAUGUAAGGCAUGAUGUCCUCCUCGUGAUACUAGAGAUGACUCCGACAUUAAAUUUCUUGAAGACAGGAAUGUUCAUAAUGUCAAAGUAAUUUGUACUUUGAUCUUUAUGGAAAGUUGGCAUCACAAAUAUGUAUACAUGUACCUAUAAAUUAUCACACUUAAUAAUGAAACAAGUUUUAAAAAUC
Messenger RNA from Ostrea edulis (European flat oyster), 5305 nucleotides. Its product is annotated as CAP-Gly domain-containing linker protein 1-like. Gene Ontology annotation, molecular function: protein binding. The coding region runs from base 592 to 5034 and encodes 1480 amino acids. The record is from RefSeq and is a predicted model, not a curated record. The transcript is spliced from 18 exons. Lineage: Eukaryota; Metazoa; Mollusca; Bivalvia; Ostreida; Ostreidae.